Tricharina praecox is the source of this 1651-nucleotide messenger RNA. Its product is annotated as ribosome biogenesis protein Nop53/GLTSCR2. The transcript is spliced from 3 exons. Bases 90 to 1394 code for a protein of 434 amino acids. Gene Ontology annotation, cellular component: nucleolus. NCBI's taxonomy places the organism in Eukaryota, Fungi, Ascomycota, Pezizomycetes, Pezizales, Pyronemataceae. Gene Ontology annotation, molecular function: 5S rRNA binding. The record is from RefSeq and is a predicted model, not a curated record. Gene Ontology annotation, biological process: rRNA processing; ribosomal large subunit assembly.
CCGAAGGUUAGCAGGUAUUGUUACCAAAACCUCUCUCUCACAACCACAACUCCGCCACACACAAACCUCACGACUACGAAGCAACAAACAUGUCGACUGCACCCCCGGGAAAAUCAAAGCAGCCCUCCCGCAAGGGAAAAAAGGCCUGGCGCAAGAAUGUUGACAUCAGUGCGGUCGAGACGGGCCUCGAGCAGGUGCGCGAGGAGAUUACUCAAGGUGGAGUGAUCAAGGAAAAGUCGGACGACCUUCUCUUCGCGAUGGACUUUGGGGGGGACGAUGCGAUCGUGCGGCGCGAGGCGCGGACGUUGAAGCCACUCAAGAGCGACCAAAUCCUUGCGGCGCGGUCGGCGAUCCCGGCCGUGGACACGCGCAAGCGGAUCGGUGCGGUCACCGACGGCGUGCUCGUCAAGAAGGCGAAGCGCAAGGACGGCGUGUCGUUUGCGCAGCUGCAGCGGCUGCGGCAGAUCGCGUAUGGAGGCGCGUCGCGCGCCGCCGGCCCAGAGCUCGUCGCUGAGAGGAAAGUCGUCCCGGACUAUGAUGCCUGGGGAACCGAGGCCGAAGAGAAGUUCAAGAAGAAGACCGAGAUCGAGUUGGAGGGGCUCGACUUCGUCGAGAAGGUGCAUAAGCCCAAGGCCCCUGCGACGCUGAAGCGGAAGCCGAUUGCUCUUGCGGCGAUUGGAUCCGUGCCUGCGGUUAGGCUGCCAGAGGGCGGUGUCUCGUACAACCCCGACUUCGAGAUGUGGGAUAAGCUGCUGCGCGAGGAGGGAGAGAAGGAGGUGGAGCUGGAGAAGAAGCGGAUUGCGGAGGAGGCCGAGGAGGCAAGAAUGCAGGCGAUAAUCGAUGCUCCGGAUGUCGAGAUGUUGAGCGACCCCGAGGGCUGGCAGGAUUCCGACGAAUCGGAGGACGAGGAAGAAGGUGGGAGCAAGGACAGCGCAGAGAGGAGGGAGGCGAAACGCAAGACGCAGUCGCAAAAGAAUAAGGCCAUCAAACAGAAGGAGCAGGAAAAGCAGCGCGCCGAGGCCAAGAAGGUGAAACAGCAGGAGCGAGAAUUGUUGUUGGUCAAGAAGUAUGCCCGGGAGAUCAGGUACCAAGAGAAGCUCCGGAUGGCGAAGGCCAUCGCCAAGAUGUCUGUGGACGACGACGAGAAGAACCCUAAGAUCAUGCGAAAGAAGAGACUCGGAAAGGCUCAUUUGCCCCGUGCUCCUCUGGAGGUGCAAUUGCCUGAUGAGCUGGCGGACUCUCUGCGAACCCUCAAACCUGAAGGUAACCUGCUGGGUGAUCGAUUCCGCAGUUUGAGGGAACGCGGCAUAGUUGAGGGAAGGACACCCAUAAUCUAUGCCAAGAAGGCGAAGAGAUCAUCGACCGAGAAGUGGAGUUACAAGGACUUCAAAUAGUUGGGGUGGAUUCGUUAAUCACGUUGAGAUUUGGGGCGUUGAAAAGCUGUGUAUAUUUUUUGAUAUGGAGCCGGGGCAAUUCCUGGGAUACUGGUUGACUGAGGUGCAAAACAUGUUGCCCUUGCACCCGCAAGGGGGAUACGGCACAUAAAAAAAAGGCUCACGACCGGCGGUCGGAGACAGUGGGGUGGAAACGGACAUGUAAAAUACACAGCCAUGAUCUACUAGAGUCGAAUGCUAUGAUGAUUGAACAAAAG